Messenger RNA from Durusdinium trenchii, 2320 nucleotides. NCBI's taxonomy places the organism in Eukaryota, Dinophyceae, Suessiales, Symbiodiniaceae. The record is from the annotation of a GenBank genome assembly.
UAGAUAGAUAGAUAGAUAUAUAUAUAUAGGUGGCCGUUGGUGUGGGUCAUGUCCUCGGAGAUGUUUACAUUUACAUACUGCAUGUUGCAAAAUCUUGAUGCAAGCAGGCUCAGUUGCCUUACUUUAGUCAGUGCAAUGCGCCAUGCUUGCCAGCGAUCGUUUGAAGAUGGACCGGUACGCACUGGACUAAGCGAGGUGAAAUGCGCAUCAGGAAGAUCAGCUGGGCAACUUACUUUCAGGGAGUUGCGAUUGUUCUAAUCAUUUUUCUCACCUGGUGCUAUUUGCAAAGUCCACUUAGCCCGGUGUCAGAUGCAGUGCCCAGCACGUCGGCGCUCAAGAGUUUUCGCCGCGACCACUUGGAAGGGGAAAGCGAGCCGAACGAGCCAAAGGAUGCUAAGGAGGUGAGCCAAAAGAGCGACAGCUUUCAAGAAAGUGAAAGUAGGUGGGUGAUGCCAAGGGUUCUCUCAAUGAAGCAAGAGCUCGUGGCUUGGAUCAAUGGGGUUGCAACUUUCCAAGAAGUUGAAGCCUUGAAUAUGUUGAGGAAAACUCUCUCCGAUGGCCGAGAUUCCUUAACGAUUUCAAGGCAAUUGCACAAUCUUCGGCCAGAUGGCUGGAUGUUUUGCGUGCAAGAGGGUGAAGUAUGUCAUUGCGAUGGUGGAAUCACGAGGUAUGGAGACUUUGACAAAGAUGAGUGGGUGGAGAGGAAUGAACCCAAAUCUCCCAUUCUUUGCAUUCAUGCUCAGUACGGGCUGACUCCAGAGAAGGACAUUUCGCCUGGAAAGGUAAAAUAUUGCCAAUGCAAGACUGGAGGCCUUAAGUGUCCAGAAGGGCAGCCUUACCACCCCGAACGUUGCCCUCAAGGAAUUAACAAGCCGUGUCGGGCUGGCUGUGUUGCGAGGAUGCAGAGGUCUGCACUGUCACCAGUACAUUCCUCCAAGCUUUGCGAGAGGAUGCGCCCCAAUGAGUUGAUCUGGUCUUGUCAGAAGCAUUUGUCCUUGAAGCCGCAAAAGGGUCACAAACAUUCAGAGGCAGAAGAGUUGUUAGAGCGAGCCACUGAAAAGCUUUGUGAGGACAGGCUGCUCGCACCUGAAAUGGAGGUGUGGCUUGAGUGUGAUUUCCUUAGUCAGUUUCAGCGCUGGACUAGCUCUUCUUCUCCUUGGAUUGAGGAAGCCUAUGUGACAUAUGUCGGCGGUCCAAGGGACAGUACUUUCGAAUGGCAAGCCACAAACUUGAUUCGUUCCAUUGACCUUUUUUCAACUCGGCCUUUGGUUGUGGUGAUCUUUGGGAAUGAGUUUGUACCACCCCUGCUCUGGCAAAACAUGCGUCAUGUCAUUGUUUUUAGAAUGCGCCAUAUCUCGAGAGGGGUGUCCUUCAACUUCAACAAGAUUCGGUCUAUCCUGGCUGCUCGAGUGAUUGUUGGCAUACAAUUGGAUACUGACCAACUCAUUUUCAAGUGGAUGGAUGAAGUCUUUGAAGGCACCAAGCGCGAGUGCAAUGAGCGCUACCCUUGGCCCAUCCUGCCAGUACACUGGAUGUCUCGUGAUGACACACCUGGAAACCCAUACGCGCACUAUGCUUUCAAAGGUUGGGAUGGUCCUCAGACCAUGCGAUGGAACCAUGCCCACCCAACUUGGUCGUUUUGGGCAGUGAUCUUCUUCGGUGACUUGAUGCAUGAACGCAUGCUCGCUGCCACUGGAAGACGGACUUCUACUGUGAUCCACGAUUUGGAGACGGUGCGGAACGGCUCCAUGGGCCUCAUGGACCUAGUGAGGCAAGGAAACAAGGCUAAGGUCAGUCGGCACGUGGAGAUGAGCAAUGCAAUGUGGGAAGAUGAAGAUAUGAUCAAUGUCAACCUUUGGCGGCAUAAGGUCAGCAAAGCGUGGUGCAAGUUUGACUUGGAGCCGAACUUAUUCCUUCUUCGGAAGAGCUUAGAUCGAAACCUCUUCUUUGAUCCCAAAUGGUACCCUCAAGGUGUGCCUGUACUUUUUCUGUCGAUUCACAACACGAAGAACUUUGAUCCCUCUGAUUGGUUGCUGCACUUGCUGGAGACUUGCAAGGACGGAGUGGAGGAGUUAGAAUGCCCCCGGAAAGAGUCCGAGUUCAUGCUCCCGCUGUGCCGUGUGGGAGACCUGGAGGAGCGGAAGGUCCGCUCGAAGAUCGAAGACUAUUCGAGCCUGGCUUGCUGUUGCCUCGAACCCCGAUGGUCGCAUCCCGCAUUUUGGCGCGGCCAGUGGUUCAAGAGCCUUCAAGAGAUACCGCAACGGCACCGGGAUGGGGGCAAAGACAGACCAUGCCUCAUCCCGUAAGGCCCGUAUCGGCC